This is a messenger RNA of Nylanderia fulva, 2509 nucleotides long. NCBI's taxonomy places the organism in Eukaryota, Metazoa, Arthropoda, Insecta, Hymenoptera, Formicidae. The record is from RefSeq and is a predicted model, not a curated record.
AUUAGCAUUUCGACAUAUACGUUCAAGAUUAUUCGAACUGAUAAAUCACUCUAUUAAUUUGUAAAAGUAAAUACAGUGUAUUUUGAGAUACACUAUAUUGUCACUCAGAUCGAAAUGACCCGAGUGCAUAGCGGAAAAUACAUUGACUUUUCGUCUCGAGACGUGGAUUGUAUACCGAUGACGACUUACAGUCGAGCCUAGACGUCACGGUGUGAGUUAUUACCGAUACCAAUGAGUGGCGGAUCACGACCUCGGCAUGCUGCCAACCGGCUCGUCGCGUAAUUAACAAUCCUACACGCAGAGAACCAUUCGUUUACGUAUGCGAUCGCGUAAGAAUGUGGAGGUGUGCGACGUCGAGGACGACCUGGGACCGUUAUGAGUCUUUUCGAGACCAGUCUCGUCCGAUCGGCCGUUCGCGAACCUCGAGAUUGUACGUGAAAAUCGCCGAUUAAUGAUUGUCUACAACAGACAUUUUCGCAAAGAGAAUUAAUCAAAUAUUUGAGAUUGUUCGCGAAAGACAAUUGUUUGUCUAGAAUUUGAGAGUUUUCAAGGACAACGUGACAUUUUUCAAUUGAUUCUGUGAAUUUAUUUUUCUUGUAAAUAAAGUUUUUAUUAUUAAAUUAAUUAUAAUUUAUAUUAAAAGCAUAGCAGAUUUGUGAUUUUUUAUAUAGUGCAUAUUUGGAGAGGGUAAUAAUUAUUUUGGAUUAAUAAAAAAAUAUCUCAUCAUGAAGAUAUUAUGCAGUUUGAUGGUGGUUUUGAUUCUUCGACAAGCCAUCGCCGGAAUCGUUAGGAAGCCUCCGGCAUUUUCAACACCAGUAUACGCGAAUUCGUAUCUGCCUGCCGUCAUGCAGAAUACUAAUAGAAACUUGAUGAACUUUAAUAUCUCUGCAGCAACACUUUUUACAAAGGUGAUUUUUCACACGGUUGAGCAAUUGAAACAACUCCAAGCAGAGGAAACAUCGCAAGAAUCGUUAAUAUCUAAAUUGCCGACAUCGACUGAGUUGAUAGAACAUGAACAAUCGCAAUCGACGACACUCAAGGAGACUUCCAUGACAUCAACUGCUACAACCGCAAAAAUACAUGAUGAAAAAACAAAAACUCCCGAAAUGGUAGCCUCGAUUUUGGUGAGUGAAACAUCAAAUCAAGGAUCAUCCGAGAUUUACGAUGAUCUUACGGAAGCCGCUCAACACGUGGAAACUUCGAUUUCAAGCAGUUUGUCUAAUCAUGAAGAGACACCUGAAGUAAACGAAGAGAUGGCCGAAAUAAACUACGAGUCACCGGCCACGCCGGAAGCGAAUCACGAAUUACCGGAACUCGUGCAGGAGACUCAAGAAUCGAAUCAGGAGGUCCCAGAGAAGAGCGAAGAAUACUCAACCAUUGUAAAUUUCUCCAAGGACGAGACUUUGCAGUACGACAAUAUGUCGCAACAACAAUCGACACAAAUUUCCGUCACGAGAGCUAUGGAUAGUCAGAAGAAGAAGGAACCGACAGUUGACAGCGUUGUGGACGAAAUUUAUGAAAUCGUAAAAACGAGCACUUCCCCGUUCAGCGAGGAACCGGAUAUUACCAGCGAAUCGAAAAGUGCGAUGGGAAUUUCAAUGGACAAGAUAGAGACCAUCGAGGACGAGGAAGACGAAACGAGGUUCACUCUGUUGGGCGAGAAAGUAUCUCAAGUACCGCGGCCAAGUUUGAACAGCUACUUAAAGCGCGUCAAAGUGCCAGUCAGGCCGGCUCUUCAGCAACUGGCGAAUCUUUACGACUCCCUCAGUAAGGACGCGCGGAAGCAAGGAUUCGCCCGUUUUGCCGGUUACUCGGACGAAAUUCUGAAGAGCCUCCAUUCAUCAGCCGAGGGUGGCGUCGGACCGCAGUUGAAACAGCUGCUAGAAAAAGUAGUAGAGCGGAACGAGCUCACCAGGGAUGACGCAAAGAUAAAGACAUCGCAAGCGCUGAACGACCUCGACAAUCCUGCCAGCGCGCUCAACAAGGAUUUGAGACGUCUAUUACCUUUACGUUUUACGCCGUGAUUUGACAGAAGGAAUUUUUAUCAUCUUUGAGAAACGAAUAUUCAAACAAAUCUCUUGCAAUUUUAUUUAUUUGGUUAAACAAAUGUUUUAUUCUUUAUAUUCUUACGGAUUAUUUUUAAAAAUGAUAAUGAUGCUCUCUUUCAACUUUGGAAACUUUUUUUCAGCAAUUUAAAAGAUAUGGAAAUGCAUAUCUUAUAUGUCUUAUGAAGAGUUAUUUUUAUAAACACUAUAUAUACCUACAUAUAUUUAUACUGAAUAUUUUUGAAAUAUUAUUUUUAAUGAAAAUACAAGAUUUAUUGAUCGAAAUGCUUAUUUGCAUCUUUUUAGCACGAAUGCGUGAAAUCACUUUAUAUAAUUCCUGUAUUUUUUAAUUGACGAAAUCUUUUAUAUAUAGGCUUUUAUAUCUAGGGGAAAUCGACAGAUCAAUGAAGAUCUCUGUCAACAUUAUAUUUGAUAUAUUAUACAAUACAUAUAACAACGAAAGA